Molecule: messenger RNA, 894 nt
Organism: Penicillium cosmopolitanum
Lineage: Eukaryota; Fungi; Ascomycota; Eurotiomycetes; Eurotiales; Aspergillaceae
Exons: 1
Coding region: 1-894 (297 amino acids)
Source: RefSeq, a predicted model, not a curated record
AUGAAUCUGCCCGCUGGCCUGAAGUCGGCAUCCUGGUUAUCUCUGCGCUUUGAUAUGGAUCUGCCCGCUGGCUUGAAGCCGGCAUCGUGGUCAGCCCUGCGGUUUGACGUAGACCUGGCUGCUCGCUUGAAGUCGGCAUCCUGGUUAUCUCUGCGCUUUGAUAUGGAUCUGCCCGCUGGCUUGAAGCCGGCAUCAUGGUCAGCCCCGCGGUUUGACGUAGACCUGGCUGCUCGCUUGAAGUCGGCAUCCUGGGUAUCUCUGCGCUUUGACGUGAAUCCGCCCGCUGGCCUGAAGUCGGCAUCCUGGUUAUCUCUGCGCUUUGAUAUGAAUCUGCCCGCUGGCCUGAAGUUGGCAUCCUGGUUAUCUCUGCGCUUUGACGUGAAUCCGCCCGCUGGCCUGAAGUCGGCAUCCUGGUUAUCUCUGCGCUUUGACGUGAAUCUGCCCGCCGGCCUGAAGUCGGCAUCCUGGUUAUCUCUGCGCUUUGACGUGAAUCCGCCCGCUGGCCUGAAGUCGGCAUCCUGGUUAUCUCUGCGGUUGGAUGUAGACCUGGCUGCUCGCUUGAAGUUGGCAUCGUGGUCAGCCCUGCGGUUGGACGUAGACCUGGCUGCUCGCUUGAAGUUGGCAUUGUGGUCAGCCCUGCGGUUGGACGUAGACCUGGCUGCUCCAUUGAAGUUGGCAUCGUGGUUAGCCCUGCGGUUGGACGUAGACCUGGCUGCUUGUUUGAAGUUGGCAUUGUGGUUAGCCCUGCGGUUGGACGUAGACCUGGCUGCUCGCUUGAAGUUGGCAUUGUGGUCAGCCCUGUGGUUGGACGUAGACCUGGCUGCUCGCUUGAAGUUGGCAUUGUGGUCGAAUCCUCUGUGGUUCGACGUGGAUGCGCCCGAUUACGAUCGUUAG